Molecule: messenger RNA, 581 nt
Organism: Daphnia carinata
Lineage: Eukaryota; Metazoa; Arthropoda; Branchiopoda; Diplostraca; Daphniidae
Exons: 5
Coding region: 56-577 (173 amino acids)
Source: RefSeq, a predicted model, not a curated record
UUUUACGAAAGACGAUGCAUUUUCCCAGUUCUUGUUCGGAUGGAAUGGUGACACAAUGCGAAACAAAGAGCUCUGGUUCCAAAUUCGUCUUUUAAGCAACAAACUGCGAGAAGAUCACUCGAUCAGCGAUGGAGGCGUGGUGUGCGUAUCGAUCCCAGCUCAGACGAGCACGCUCCAGCUAAAAUAUCAAGUCUACCGACAGCUCAAUUUGGUCCACAUUGUCGACGACGAAAAGGUUGUCUUUAAACUUCGCGAUCCUAGCGGUGCUUUGAUUCCCCUUUCUAAUCAGUUGGAAUCUAACGACAGUGCUCGUCCUUUCAUUCUUGAAGUCGUAGACAUCCACCAGCACAUUUCUUUUGAUUCAGUUGAAGCCACCGAUUGGCAAACCCCUGACAUUAACCGCACGGAGAAUUUGACAAGCCAAAUCGGCUCUCUGAACGAUCGCGUUGAAGAUUUGGAACAUAGGAUGGACGAUUUAUCGGAAGAUUACGCGGAUAAACUUGCGGAAGAAUUACAAUUUCUAUCGAAUCAGACGGCAGAUCUUAAAAAAUUGAUGGUUGAUGUUAAAAACGAAUAAAUAU